AUGGUUGGAAUUCGCAUCUUCGCCACGAUCGCCUUUUUCGGCAGCACGAUGGCUCAUUUUGGUCCUCGGCCGCCAGUGAGGAAUCCUGGCUGUGGUGAUGUAGAUGUCUUUUUCACGGGGUUGCCUCCAUUCCACCCUCUAGUCAUUGAACAAGGCUUCGACCCGAACAUGGUUAACAAUGCCCUGAGGCGCGAUGCCGCCGAAAUCGUGGAAGCUGGAUAUAACCUUAGAGGCGAGUCUCGAAAGAGGGGCUAA
Messenger RNA from Exophiala mesophila, 255 nucleotides. RefSeq lists its product as uncharacterized. The record is from RefSeq and is a predicted model, not a curated record. The transcript has 2 exons. The coding region runs from base 1 to 255 and encodes 84 amino acids. Lineage: Eukaryota; Fungi; Ascomycota; Eurotiomycetes; Chaetothyriales; Herpotrichiellaceae.